CCGAAGUAGCCCUUUUUUACAACUUCCAAAGAGAGUGGCCGCUAUAUCCUCCUCCUCCUCCUCCGCUGUCUGCACCACUACAGCUUCCAUAUGCGUAUCUAGUUCCGUCCAUGGCGUCCAUUUCUAAUCUUUCUCUCCACUCUCAUCCUAAGAUUCUGGUUCGGCGACAGCCGCACCAGCAGCGGAUACGGUUUGUGCGGUUGGCAUCGGGAUAUCGCGGACGAAGUCCUGAUCUGCUUCGACUUAAGACGCUGCCGUUUGGUAGCGGAAUGAGAUGUUCGGGAAGGCAGAACUCGGUUGUGACCGCAGCUUACGGACCGGAGGGAGGCGCCAGGCGGCGAGUCUACCGGCAGUCUCAAGCCCAGCGGCCUCCGCCGGCUAAUGCUUCCGUGAAGCAGAUUGCCUCGUUUGCCCUGCCGGCUGGUGUUUUCCUUGCAGUGAGUUUCGUGAUGUGGAAAGUGGUGGAGAACCUCCUUACGCCCAAGACUUCAAGGCAAUCAUCAGUAGAAAAUAAAUCUCCUUCACAAGGAAUGAAGUGGUCUUUUGCUCCAGGUUCCAAUCUGUUUUCAGGUCUAGCCGCAAAGAUUGAUAGUCAAUCAAAGCAGACACUCAAUAUAUUUGCCAACGAACUUAGGUCAUUCCAAAGUGUUGACAUGUCAGGAAACAAUUUUGGAGACGAGGGACUAUUCUUUCUUUCUGAGAGCUUAGGGUACAACCAGGUUGUUGAGGAAGUUAGUUUUGCUGCAAAUGGGAUAACUGCAACUGGAAUUAAAGCCUUUGAUGGUGUUCUGCAGUCAAACAUUACACUAAAGACUCUUGAUCUCUCAGGAAAUCCUAUUGGAGACGAAGGAGUUAAGUUACUAUGUGAUAUUUUGGUGAAUAAUGCUAGUAUCCAAAAGCUCCAGCUGAACAGUGUUGGCCUUGGGGAUGAGGGUGCAAAGGCCAUUGGAGAGCUGUUAAAGAUAAACUCAUCUUUGCGCAUCGUUGAGCUUAAUAACAACAUGAUUGACUAUUCUGGAUUUACAAGUCUUGCUGGAUCACUUCUUGAGAAUAACACUAUACGGAAUUUACACCUCAAUGGCAAUUACGGUGGUGCUCUUGGGGCUAAUGCCCUGGCUAAGGGGCUAGAGGGAAACAAAUCAUUACGGGAACUUCAUUUGCAUGGAAAUUCUAUUGGAGAUGAAGGAGCCCGCUCUUUGAUGUCAGGCCUAUCUUCACACAAAGGUUUACCUCAUUGAUCUUGUUUUAUGAUAAUCCAUUUAUAUUGCAGCUUGUUUACUUAAUCUAACAAGCAA
Molecule: messenger RNA, 1295 nt
Organism: Rubroshorea leprosula
Lineage: Eukaryota; Viridiplantae; Streptophyta; Magnoliopsida; Malvales; Dipterocarpaceae
Source: the annotation of a GenBank genome assembly